AUGUUGCGUCGAACCAACGCCUCAGCUAGCAAGGCUACCAGCUACGCCAGAGCGUCGCGAUGCCGGACGCGACACCAACAACCUUUUGGGACCUACUCCCAGCGAACGGCAGCUAAAUCUCGACCAGCUUUGCCGACAGUCUUCAUCCCUACCUCAAGUCCGACGAUCGCACGACGAUUCGCAUCCUCUGGCAACCGCUGGUUCAGACACGAGGCCAAAGCCGUUGCGCGCUACACCAUGACUAUUUGGGGUUUGGCGGCUGCCGCAGUUGUCAUUGGUCUAUGUGUAAACGAAGAAGUGCUCGAAAGAUAUUACCCAACACCUCACGAAUGGAAAUACAUGACAAGAAAAUACUUGCGCGAUGCCAACAACUACCUUAACCCUCAAAAUGGCGAGGUCAAUUGGGCGAGAGCUCUAGAGCUCUCUCGUGGUGUAAUCAUUCGCCUAGAGGAUGACAAACUCGACGGCCAAGCGGUGGAAAAGCUGUCAGACAAAGGAGACGACACAUUGGAGGUCCCAGGCGAAUUCAUAGCAUGCAAUAUCACCAAUAAAUCCCAGGACUGGCGACGAGGAUACUUUGAGGCCAUGAUGCUGGCGGCCAAGGCUGCAGAGCAUGUCGACGGCUGGGUACGAGAUACUACGCGAAAUGUUGUCUCACCACCACAGUACGUCAUUGGCCCUUCAAAUCCAAAGCCUACCCCUGUGCCGGCAGGAGAUCCCAAAGCACCGCGAGAGGAGGACUGUGUAGCUGCUUACCCCGAUGCGGACAACUGGUACAUGAAGCUGCUUGCGACGGUUGGCAUUUCCCCGCGGGAAAAGAUUGAAGCCGCGCUAGCGUACGCUAGUUUCUUGGAAUUCAAAUCAAGACUCGAAGAGGCAGAGGCCUUUUAUGCGCUAGCCCUCAGUGAAGCUUCUCGAAACUUGGAUCAAAGCAAGCUCCCUUUCGACCCUCGAACUUUCACCCUUCACGAAAAAGCCGACUUACCUUCGACGAAUGUACUUGAUAGCAUUACAGCAAUUGCUAACUUCAAGGCACGCAAAGGCGACCUUUCCUCUGCCCUGCCAAUCUAUCUCUCCCUACUGCGAGCCCGCCAGUCUCUCUCUAAUGAACGACCCAAAGCAGUGAAGAAGGCUACAAAUGUGCCCAUUCAUACCAAACUCAUCAACCUUGUAUCACAGCCACCUUAUCCUGUUCCUCAAUCUGACGGAUUUCAAGCCCCUUGGCGAAGCCCGGAGGAACAGUGCCAAGAAGCUUCGCUCCAUCUCUACAUUGGUGAGAUUCUGUACGCUUCCAAGUCCCGCGAAGACGGAGUGUCUUGGACACGCGAUGGCGUAGACCAAGCUGAGGAACAGCUCCGUGGUCUCAAAGUUAUCGACAAGACACCAACAACGGAGAAGACUUGUCGGGAGUGCCUAGGUACUGGCCUUGAAAACUGGAAUGUCAUGGUUUCAAAUCUGGCUCUAGUUGAGAAGCGCAAAGGCCAAGCAGGCAACAAGCAGGGCGGUAUGUUCUCAUUCUUCGGUGGCGCUGAGGAAGUCGAAGGACGAUGGGCUGCGGAAGAGGCCGUCGUGGCGCAACGCAUACGUCGCACUCGCGAACUCUUGGAGGAGAUUAAGCCUCCCAAUUAUCUACUUUCCAACUGGCUCAAAGCUUAA
Molecule: messenger RNA, 1656 nt
Organism: [Torrubiella] hemipterigena
Lineage: Eukaryota; Fungi; Ascomycota; Sordariomycetes; Hypocreales; Clavicipitaceae
Source: the annotation of a GenBank genome assembly